UGUCAUCAUCAAAGAAUAAAGCGACACUGCAAAGGAAAAGCGAGUUUGUCCAAAAAUAUUUACAGACAAACAUUCUUCUAGUUUCUUCAAGAAGCAUCUCUUUAGCAACAAACAUUCUUCUAGCCACCUCUUUAUAUUAGUAGAGAACUGAGGAACUCAUAAUCAUAUUCACAUAGAGAAAAUGGCAAAGGCGCGUUUGGUUGGGAUUGGAAUGGACUACUCAGCUACGAGCAAAUCAGCUUUGAAUUGGGCUAUCAAUAAUCUGAUCGACGAGGGUGAUCAGAUGUUUAUAAUCCAUGUUGUUUCUCCAAAAGCUGAUCCUACUAAUAAGCAGCUUUUUGCAGAUACUGGAUCUCCCUUGAUACCUUUGGAAGAAUUUAGAGAGAUCAAUGUAUCCAAACACUAUGGACUCAACCCUGAUCCUGAAGUUCUUGAUAUGCUUGAUACUGUCUCCAAGACCAGACGAGUGAAGGUGGUGGCGAAGGUGUAUUGGGGGGAUCCAAGGGAAAAGCUCUGCGAUGCAGCGGAACAGCUCAAGCUUGAUUCACUUGUGGUAGGGAGCAGGGGUUUAGGAACCAUUAAGAGGGUUUUACUUGGAAGCGUGAGCAACUACGUGGUGCAAAAUGCUACUUGUCCGGUCACCGUCGUGAAGGGGGCGGCACCGCCGAGGCCCAAGUAAUAGUCUCCAUAUAUAUUGCCUGGAUACGAUUAAAUUUGGGUGUGAUUUUCAUGUGCAUGGAGGUUUUGUUGUGUAUCAUCAUCGAUCAAUGUUGUUUGUGUUUUGACUGAGAUGAUCAACAUCUGCAGCACUGUAUGAUGAUUGCAAUUUUUUAUUUGCUGGUUUGUAUAUUAUUUAUUCGUCUUUUUGUUUA
Messenger RNA from Sesamum indicum (sesame), 872 nucleotides. Its product is annotated as Adenine nucleotide alpha hydrolases-like superfamily protein. NCBI's taxonomy places the organism in Eukaryota, Viridiplantae, Streptophyta, Magnoliopsida, Lamiales, Pedaliaceae. The record is from RefSeq and is a predicted model, not a curated record.